GAAAUGUGGAGUAGACUUCCCUGGGAUUGGUCUGAGGAUCCUUGGGUAGGAGGUAUAGAUACCGAAAGCCCCCAGCCAAAGGAGGCUUUCCAGAUUCUUUCGUCUCCGCUCAGUGUGGUUUUCUUCUGGGGCCCAAGAAAGACCCCCUCACUGCUGUACAAUGUGGUUUGACCCGGAUUUCCGCGCCGACUCCCUUUUGAUAGCGUGGUUGUGCUUGAAGGUCCCGCCUUCAGAUCACGUGUCCUCCCACCCACCUCCCGCGCUCUUCCCUUUGCUGCGAGAUUUGAACUUUACAUCUGUGAUUCCCAGCUGCUGGUUUAACCCUCCGGAGUUGCGUCGCUCCUUUAUUACACCAACGCUUCAUUCCCGAGGUCCGCGCCAUGGCCCCUCUCGGAAGAAAGCGUAAGGCGGGAGCCGCGCCUAUGGAGACGGUGGACAAGCGCGAGAAACUAGCGGAGGGCGCGGCCGUGGUCAUUGAGCAUUGUACGAGCUGACGCGUCUACGGCCGCCAUGCUGCUGCCCUGAGCCAGGCUCUGCAACUGGAGGCCCCAGAGCUACCUGUGCAAGUGAACCCGUCCAAACCGCGGAGGGGCAGCUUCGAGGUGACGCUGCUGCGCUCGGACAACAGCCGUGUUGAACUCUGGACCGGUAUUAAGAAGGGCCCUCCACGAAAGCUCAAAUUUCCUGAGCCUCAAGAGGUGGUUGAAGAAUUGAAGAAGUACCUUUCAUAAAGAGGUUGGGAAAGAGUCCUCAUGUUGAGCUUUCAGUCCCUGGAGAUGUUGAAGCAUUUAUGAUGGUGCACGGCCAAACUUAAGCUAUGCACCUGAAGCCAUAGUUUCUUCCUCACCAGAAGUGAUGGUUCAGUUGUGAGGCAGCCCUCCAGCAAGGCAUGUAAAAGUGUUUCAAUUGUUUAAUAAAGGCUCAAGUA
Messenger RNA from Mus pahari (shrew mouse), 928 nucleotides. It is a transcript of the gene Selenoh, whose product is annotated as selenoprotein H. The record is from RefSeq and is a predicted model, not a curated record. The transcript is spliced from 4 exons. NCBI's taxonomy places the organism in Eukaryota, Metazoa, Chordata, Mammalia, Rodentia, Muridae. Gene Ontology annotation, cellular component: Golgi apparatus.